AGUCGCACUAACCCUAGCUUUUUUUUAGCCAAAGCACUGACCCUAGCUUUUUUUUUAGCCAAAGCACUAACCCUAGUUACAGAGAAAAAGAAUAAUUCAGCCUGAAUUCAUCCUCCGAGACCAGAUAUGAUUGCAAACAAGAAGUUCAAGGAUUACAGUAAUGAUCCGGAAAAGUUAGCGUUUAAUUCUGAAGCACUUUUCGACCGGAAGUUAGACGACACCAAUCGGAAAAAGGGCGUGCGGCAGCAGGGAGACAAGCAGUGAAAACCAGCAUUCUGUCGCGACGAUGGAGAUUCCUUUGGACUUAUCUGUCGGGCGUGUUUGAUUUUGAUGCGCAAGUUUUGUUUUCCAACAAGCAGCUAAUCGGUCCAUCGAGCCCUGAAUUUGCCCAGAUAAUGAUGAAUAUUCUGAAACAACAUCAAGGACCAACUAUUGCCGAACUCAGGAUUCGUUUGCCCGAUCAUUGGGUUCAUCGUUUUUUCGAACGCCAACUGCAUAGUUUGAUCACUAUGGGCAUGCAAAAGAGAGUUAAGAGCCUCUUGAUAGACUUCAGAAAGUUUUUUAUUCUGCAAGAACCAAUGCAGCGGUUAGGCUCUGUUUGCAGCUUCACAUUGCUCGUCUCUCUUCACUUGAUAAAUGCAAAGAUCUCCACGGAAUUUAUUCACCAUCUCUUAUCGAAUUCCCCUGCUCUCGAGCUGCUCAGUAUUGUCGACUCAUCAGGCGAUCUCGGUCACUUGAAAUUUUGCGGUCCUUGUCUGAAGCUGAAGCACCUUGAAUUGAGGCGUAAUGAGAUUCGGAUUCUUGAAAUAUCUGCAGCACCUCAUAUCGAAUCACUUGAGCUUUUUCCAAUCAAUAAAGAUAUAAAAAUUAUCUUCAAGGAUAUUCCUUCUCUGACCCGACUUUCCUGUAGCUUCAUUGUGAUUAAGGAACUCUUAAUGUUGAGAACCUUAAAGGAAAUCAAUCUGAGCUUAGAUGGAGAUUGCCUUGAAGAGUUACAUUCUUGCUUUAACUUGAUAGAUGCCUUUCCUGUCUUGACCAAAGCAUCCUUUAAUAUGGACGACUAUUUCGCAUAUUGGGAUUAUGAUUAUGAGUUUAGCAACCUUUCUUAUUAUACCGGACGUCCGAAGCAUCAAUGUCUUAAGGUAGUUGAGAUUUUCGGAUUUAGGGGUCACGAAUAUGAACAAGAACUCGGUACUUACUUAGCUCACUAUGCUUCAAAUCUUCGCAAGAUAAGGGUCAGGCCUUGCGCCUACAACGACGACGAAUUUAUGACUUGUCGGCUUCAGAAGCUAAAGUCCAUGCUGCCUCCCUCGGUCGAGUUGGAGAUACUUUCAGUCAAUUCACUGCUCUUCUAGUACCUUUUGUAAUGUCUCAUUAAUAGUCAACUGAACUCAGCUGCUAUCAAUGUUCUAGUGUUCUCUUUUCUUUUUA
Molecule: messenger RNA, 1431 nt
Organism: Mercurialis annua (annual mercury)
Lineage: Eukaryota; Viridiplantae; Streptophyta; Magnoliopsida; Malpighiales; Euphorbiaceae
Exons: 2
Coding region: 396-1355 (319 amino acids)
Source: RefSeq, a predicted model, not a curated record